Molecule: messenger RNA, 993 nt
Organism: Acanthocheilonema viteae
Lineage: Eukaryota; Metazoa; Nematoda; Chromadorea; Rhabditida; Onchocercidae
Source: the annotation of a GenBank genome assembly
AUGAUUCGUUGUGCAUCCAGUUUCUGCCGUACUGGAAAUCUUAUACAUCAAGUGGCACGUUACGCAUCCUUGACAUCACAAACAGGGAAACGUAUUAAAACAUUCGAGAUAUAUCGGUAUGAUCCGGAAAAGCCCGGAUCACAACCUCAGUUACAGAAAUAUGAUAUCGAUUUGGAUGACUGUGGUGCGAUGGUUCUGGAUGCGCUGAUCAAAAUCAAAAAUGAAGUCGAUCCGACUCUCACUUUCCGCCGUUCUUGUCGUGAAGGCAUUUGUGGUUCGUGUGCUAUGAAUAUCGGUGGCGAGAAUACCUUGGCAUGUAUUUGUAAAAUUGAUGAAGACACAAGCAAGAGCACGAAGAUCUAUCCGCUACCACAUAUAUUUAUGUGUAAUGUGUCGGAUUUGACUCCAAUACUUUUUACUAUAACUGGUCAAGUUGUCAAUAACUCAUUUUGGUGGACUUGCCAGACUACGAGGUGUCGAUGUGCUUUUUCACAAGCUUCUGGUCUCAUAUGCUUGUCAUGUUUCGGAUUUCCAUUUUUUGCAGAUUUGGUACCAGAUAUGAACUUGUUUUACGCACAGUAUGCAUCGAUUGAACCAUGGCUAAAGAAAAAGAACAAAUUGGUGCUUGGUGAGAAGCAGAUGUACCAAACAGAAAAAGAGCGUGAGAAACUGGACGGAUUAUAUGAAUGCAUUCUUUGUGCCUGUUGCAGUACUAGUUGUCCGUCGUACUGGUGGAAUGCAGAUAAAUACUUGGGGCCAGCUAUUCUUCUGCAAUCUUAUAGGUGGAUGAUCGAUUCUCGAGACGAUUAUGCUGAAGAGCGAUUGUCGAAAAUACACGAUCAUUUUAGUGUUUUCAAAUGUCACACUAUUCUGAACUGCACAAAAACUUGUCCGAAGCAUUUAAAUCCAGCGAAGGCAAUUGGAGAAAUUAAGAAACUCCUCACCGGUUUUGGUAAAAAGCCGGCACCCGUAUCUGCACCAGCUAAUUUUUGA